This is a messenger RNA of Colius striatus (speckled mousebird), 2744 nucleotides long. It is a transcript of the gene DKC1, whose product is annotated as dyskerin pseudouridine synthase 1. Gene Ontology annotation, cellular component: box H/ACA snoRNP complex. The record is from RefSeq and is a predicted model, not a curated record. Gene Ontology annotation, molecular function: RNA binding; pseudouridine synthase activity. NCBI's taxonomy places the organism in Eukaryota, Metazoa, Chordata, Aves, Coliiformes, Coliidae. The transcript is spliced from 15 exons. Gene Ontology annotation, biological process: snRNA pseudouridine synthesis; mRNA pseudouridine synthesis; rRNA pseudouridine synthesis. The coding region runs from base 46 to 1593 and encodes 515 amino acids.
CGGCCUCUCGGCGGUGGCGCGGCGGCGGCUGCACGCGGCGCGGCCAUGGCGGACGGGGACGCUGCCGGCGUGAAGAAGCGGAGGAAGAAGGACAAGCGGGCGCUCGCCGAUGAGGAUGUGGCGGACAUUCAGCACACCGAGGAGUUUCUCAUCAAGCCCGAGUCCCGGGUUGCUCAGCUGGACACGUCUCAGUGGCCGCUGCUGUUGAAGAACUUUGACAAGUUAAAUGUGAGGACAGCACACUACACACCUCUUCCUUCUGGUGCUAAUCCCUUGAAGAGAGAGAUUUCUGACUAUGUUAGGUCUGGCUUCAUUAACCUUGACAAGCCUUCCAAUCCAUCUUCCCACGAGGUGGUUGCGUGGAUCCGCCGCAUCCUUCGCGUGGAGAAGACCGGCCACAGUGGCACCCUGGAUCCCAAGGUCACUGGCUGCCUCAUCGUGUGCAUCGAGAGGGCAACACGCCUGGUGAAGUCCCAGCAGAGUGCAGGCAAAGAGUAUGUGGGAAUUGUUCGGCUGCACAAUGCAAUUGAAAGUGAGGCUCAGCUUGCCAGGGCAAUAGAAACCCUGACAGGGGCCCUGUUCCAGCGACCACCUCUCAUUGCUGCUGUCAAACGACAACUGAGAGUCAGAACCAUCUAUGAGAGCAAACUGGUGGAGUAUGAUCCUGAGAGAAGAUUAGGUAUCUUCUGGGUGAGCUGUGAAGCAGGCACCUACAUCAGAACCCUCUGUGUUCAUCUUGGCUUGCUGCUUGGUGUGGGCGGCCAGAUGCAGGAGCUGCGCAGAGUGCGCUCGGGCAUCCUGGGAGAGAAGGACAACAUGGUGACCAUGCAUGAUGUCCUGGAUGCUCAGUGGCAGUAUGACAACAACAAGGACGACAGCUACCUGCGCAGGGUCAUCCUGCCCCUGGAGAAGCUGCUCACCUCCCACAAGCGCCUGGUCAUGAAGGACAGUGCAGUCAAUGCCAUUUGCUAUGGAGCCAAGAUCAUGCUGCCUGGGGUCCUGAGGUAUGAAGAUGGGAUUGAACUUAAUCAGGAGAUUGUUGUCAUUACCACCAAAGGAGAAGCUAUCUGCCUAGCCAUUGCCCUGAUGACCACAGCAGUGAUUUCCACCUGUGACCAUGGCAUUGUGGCCAAGAUCAAGAGAGUGAUCAUGGAGAGAGACACGUACCCCCGCAAGUGGGGGCUGGGCCCCAAGGCCAGUCAAAAGAAGAUGAUGAUCCAAAAGGGUCUGCUGGACAAGCAUGGGAGGCCCAACGAGAGCACUCCGGAUUCCUGGAAGGACGAGUAUGUGGAUUACAGGGAAGCUGCUGAGAAAGAGGCAGCUGCUGUUCCUCGAGCUGCUUCAGAGCCAGAGAGGGCUCCAAAGAGGAAGAGAGAGGUGGAGAGUGAGAGUGAUGAGGCUGUGAGCCCACCAUCCCCUGCCAGCCCCCCACCAGAGGAGCUGAGCAAGAAGGAGAAGAAGAAGAAGAAGAAAGAGAAGAAGGCCAAAGAGGCAGCUGAGAGUGGGGGAGAGCAAAUAGAAAUGACCAGUGAGACCAGCACAAAGAAGAAGAAGAAGAAGAAACAGAAGGAGGUAGAAGAGAGCUCAGAGUAACUGCCUGGAUGUGUCCAAAGCAGGCAGCCUCGUGGGCAGGCUGAGGACAGGACUGGCUUCACAGCAGAGGGGCCAGUGAGCUCCAAGUUCCUUUUCUGCUGUGGAUGUGAGUGGGUGUGUUUGCCUGGGAUACACCCUGCUCCUCAUCCUGUUUUAAGGGUUGCCAGAGGAGCAGGGCCCCUGCACUGCACUGCUCUCUGAACACUGGGAUGCCAAUGGAAGUGGUACCUUCAGGGCAGCUGCAGCUCCUGGCCCUUCCUUGGGAUCUCUGUUUUCACCCAGAGAGGGAGGACUGACAUUUCUCCUCCCUCUCAUCCUGCCUCUUUCUUCCUUUUCUCCCAAAGCUGGGGUUGUUACCUGACAGUUGCAGAAUGUCUUGAUGUCAGGAGGACUGGCUUUGGCAGGGCCCAGCUGGAUGGGUCACCUCAGUGGUUUGAGGGGCUGUGCUUGGUGUGAAGCUGGCCCUGUGCCUGGCCUGACCCUCAGCUCCAUGGCAUCAAACAGUCCACCCAGAUACUCUUUCUCAUAAAUGGAUUAGAACAUGAAGUUCCUGCUUUUCCCUUUAGAGUGCAAGGACCUGCUUGUGAGCUGUGGGCUCAUCCCCAGUGCCCCAGGAGCCUUGUCAGUACACACCUCUUGCUGCCCCUUUGCUCCACCCAGGUGCUGGGAUGGGGCUGCAGGGCUCCAGGCUGCCCUGCUUUGGAUAUCCACUGUGCUCUGAAGUAGGGCUGCUGCUGGAGGGGAGAAGCAAAGGGGCCAGAAGGUGGUUGUCAACAGGCUCUUCUAAAGGGCUCUUGGGACUGGAGUGUGAGGAAGAGCCUGGGCAGAGGCAGCUCUGUGUGGGGCACUGGCUGUGGGGCUUGGGGCAGUUUCUCAUAGACUUGUCAUUUCUUUAUGUGGGGUGGGCAGGAAUUCCCUUCUCUGUCACAGGGGUAGUGCUAAGCCAGGAUUUUAACCCAGGCUGCUUCAUCCCUGCAGAGGGUUCUGUACCAUGGCUCAGCUCUGUGCAUUGCUUUAGGUGUAAGCAUCUGACUCCAGUUCUAGAGACCCAGGCAGGCAGUGGGGCAGCAGCUGGGGCCUGGCUGAACCCCAGACAACUGUUAUUUACCCUUUUUUUUUACAUCCAAAUAAAAGCCCUAUUUUUGAGUGGG